Messenger RNA from Hemisphaericaspora subhashii, 4233 nucleotides. RefSeq lists its product as uncharacterized. Gene Ontology annotation, molecular function: ATP binding; RNA polymerase II CTD heptapeptide repeat kinase activity; protein binding. Bases 1 to 4233 code for a protein of 1410 amino acids. The transcript is spliced from 2 exons. Gene Ontology annotation, biological process: protein phosphorylation; positive regulation of transcription by RNA polymerase II. NCBI's taxonomy places the organism in Eukaryota, Fungi, Ascomycota, Pichiomycetes, Serinales, Debaryomycetaceae. Gene Ontology annotation, cellular component: cytoplasm; transcription factor TFIIK complex; transcription factor TFIIH holo complex. The record is from RefSeq and is a predicted model, not a curated record.
AUGUCAAUUCCUGCCUUACCAUUCAAAGUAAAGACAAUAGUGUCUUGGGCAGGAGAAGAAGAAGGUGAUCUCGGUUUUAUUGAAAACGAAGUGGUGGAAGUUUAUUCCAUAGUUGAUGAAAGUUGGUGGAGUGGAAAGUUACGAAGAAAUAAUGCUGAAGGUAUUUUCCCUCGAGAUUAUGUUGAAAUCAUAGAAGAUAGAUUGAAUCAUUCUUCCAGCAACAAUUCAUUGAAUAAUUCUAGAUUCAAUACUCCAACUAAACAACAGCCAUUGCAAGACGAUCCAAGGAUGAGAAGAAGCAAUGGAAGUACCCCUCAGACAUUGUUGAACAAAUUGACUCCUUCAAAACCACCUCCUAACCCAUUGAACAAUCCAAACAUGUCUUUUGAAUACGAGGCUGAUGGUAGUUUUGACAACAGUUUCAAAGCAACCGGGUAUACUCCAACCAAGGCCACUAGAUCCAAGAAAUGCAUGCUGUCAAUUAUCAAUCAUCCUAGGAAUAAAAUGGCGUAUCAACAACAGCAAGAAGAAAUGUUACGAGACGUUGAGGUAGAUGACGGUUCAUUCACCCAAACUCCUAGGUUAAUUCAGUCCGAUUCCAAAAGAUUCUCACAGCACGAGAAGUAUUAUAGUUCACCAGACGUAAGGAUUAAGAAUAGUAGAUCUCAGUCAUUUGUGCCUCGAGAAAAUAAUUCUCAACAACAUUACCCAAAAUCACAAUCUUAUGCUGAUUUAACCACACCGAGGAAUGGUACCCAAAUUUCUUCACCCCCUUAUCAACAAGGCGCUGAACCAUAUGGCCUGCGCCAACAUUCUCCAAAUGGUGGAUAUAGAAGUGGUCAGAUUCCACAAGAAGACGAUAUCCUAAAUGAUUUCGAAGAAAUUUCUCGAAAACGAGCCCAAUUAGAAUAUGAAUUGCAAAAGUUGAAACAAUUAGAAAGAUCAUCUAUAAUGAAGAAAAGUCCAAUUGCAAAACAUCUACAUGACAAUAACCCAUCAAUUGACUCAUAUUCUAGUAAUGAGGACUCCAAGAAACCAUACCCUUCUCGUGACGACUUAAGUAAGAAACUAUCCAGAUCGGUCACAGACGAGGAUUAUGAAGAUGACGAAUAUGACGAUAAUCGCCAAUACAUAAGAAGCAAUCAUGGGUCAGCCUCACCUGAAAGAGAGGAAUCUCCACCUCCCCCACCACCACCCAAGCAUGCAACACCAAUCAGAAAGAAUUAUGAAACUGAGAAUCAGUUAUUUCAGAAAGCUUCAUUCAAUGGAAGUGGAAGUCAGAUAGAUGUAACUGAGAAGGAUCUUCAAAGAUUGGCUCUUCAACACGAAGAAUUGAAGGCUUCAAUCAAGUCAUUACAAAGUGAUGUAUUGAACUUAUCCGAAUUGAGUGCAACAAGUGCCGGCUCCUUCAUGAGACACAAGUAUGAGAAACAACUCCGUCAAAGUGAAUUAGGAAUGAAUGGGAUGUCAUUAGAAGAGAAGGAAGCUGAAGAAAACGAACAAAACGAUGGACCUAGUCCCCAAGAACCAGAAUUUCGUAUUCCUACAGGUACAAAAGAAACAAUGGAUCAUGUUUUCCAAGAUAAGAAAUCAAGACAUCCUAACAUCUUUAAGAAGUUGUUAAAGAAAUCUAACUCGGACGAUAUUGCAUUAAACCACCCAAUUGAACAGAGGUUCAAGAAACAAGAAGAAAUUGAUAUGACCGCUUUUAAAAUGGACAUUGAUCGGAUGAAUUCUUUAACUACACUGGAUAAGCAAGGUAGAACGAGACGUGUUGUUAGAGAAGAAGGUAGUUUGAUUGUGAAACCCUUGGAUUUUAUUUCGGAAAUCAAUACCAAUGAGACAGUUAUCGAAGAUGCCGAAGUUCGGACUGGGGUUGCGGGUCAAUUCACACUUGAUGAGAUGCAAUAUUCUAAAGUGGAAAAAUUUAUGGAAAGUUAUUCUAUCAAUUCCGAUUUAAAUGACAUGAUUUCUGAUAUUUCGACUAAAUUUCAUACUUCGAAGCUUAAUCAAAUUAGAUGUAUCUUAUUACAUUUUUGUAAAUUUAGAAUCAUCGAGGAAUCAUCCAAAAUUCUGACAAUUAAACCAAAACUCACCGAAGUUCAAUACAAAGGAGAAGCAUCCAUUUAUCAACUCAAUUAUUUAUUCAAGAAGAUUUUAGAUGCAUUGAGAAUCCCACUGGAAGUUGUGUUAGGAUUUUGGAAGAAACCCAAUGAAUUCUAUCAUAAUGAACAAUAUGUUAUCAAUCACUGUUGGUUAUCAAUUUUAAUUGAUGGAAAUUUCCGAAUUUUGGAUAUCUACAAUUUCAAACAUGUAUCUGUUUGUAAUUUACGUUCCAAGUUCAAUGAAUUCUAUUUCUUAUCAGAACCAUUAAGUUUAGUAUCUACUCAUAUCCCAUCUAUUAUUGAUUUACAACAUGUCAUGCCACCCAUUGAUCCAAAUAUUGCAUUUUAUUUACCUAGAACAUAUUCCGGUUUCUAUAAAAACAAUUUAUCAAUCCGUAAUUUCAACAAUGCAUUAACAAGAUUAAAAGAUUGGGAAUUCUUUGAAUUGGAAUUAGAUAUUCCUCAAGAUGUUGAAUUAUUCACCCUUGUGAAAACCGCCAAAAUCACCACCAAUGAUCUCAGUCUCUGUCAGAUCAAAUGGACCAAACAUAAACGAAUUGCCAAAAUUAAAGCCAUCUUACCAGAACGUGAAUCCAUUGGGGUAUUGCAAAUUUUUGCCGGUCCAAAGGGAUUACAAAAACAUUUUGAAAAUAUUCAUGAAUUAUCAGUAGUCAUCCCAUUAUAUCAUCAAGGUAUUCAUAAACCUACCAAAUUCGUCCAAAGGUUCCCAACGGUACAAAGUCAACGAAAUGAUUUAUAUAUCAUAAAACCUCAAACUAAUAAAAUCAUUGUUAAGACAUCAUAUAAUUUUGAAAUUGAACAAUAUCCUUCUCAAGGAUUAGAUGAAUUGAUGGUGACAAAUGAAGAAUUCAAAUUAGUUAUCGAAUCACCCUCGGGGAAGUAUUUUAAAUUGAAUAAAGAGAAUACGGAUUUGGAUAAACCAUAUGGGGUUUAUUCUUCAAAUAUCAAAUGUCUGGAGACGGGAUUGUAUCGUGGGUUGGUCAUUGGCGAUAGUGGGACUAGUUGUAAAAUUUGCAGAGACAGAAAAUUACUCCAAAUAUCAUCAAACUACUCAUUUCCAUCAGCAAUCAUGUCCACAGCAGCAGUAGCAACUAGACGACCCGAAUCCAACAAAGCUCGUGAAUCCCCAGCCACUACCCAGAAUUACUCAAAAGAAAAGAAAGUUGGGGAAGGUACAUAUGCCGUGGUUUACCUUGGGCAUCAAAUCACCACCAAACGACGGAUUGCCAUCAAAGAGAUCAAAACGGGAAUAUUCAAAGAUGGAUUAGAUAUGUCAGCACUUCGAGAAGUCAAAUAUUUACAAGAGCUUCGACAUCCCAAUGUCAUCGAAUUGAUUGAUGUUUUUUCUACCACAAAUAACUUAAAUCUAGUAUUGGAAUUCUUACCUUGUGAUUUAGAAGUUUUAAUUAAAGAUAAAUCAAUAGUAUUCAAAUCGUCAGAUAUAAAAUCCUGGUUAUUGAUGACACUUCGAGGAAUUCAUCAUUGUCAUCGAAAUUUCAUCUUACACCGAGAUUUAAAACCAAAUAAUUUAUUAAUUGCACCUGAUGGACAAUUAAAAAUUGCUGAUUUUGGACUUGCCCGAUCCCUCGGAAAUGCCAGUGAAGAUCUUUCAUCCAACGUAGUUACACGAUGGUAUCGUGCUCCUGAGCUCUUAUUUGGAGCAAAGCAUUAUACUGGUGCCAUUGAUAUUUGGUCAAUUGGGAUCAUAUUUGCCGAAUUAAUGUUACGUAUCCCUUAUUUACCAGGCAAGGAUGAUAUUGAUCAAUUAGAUGUGACAUUCCGAGCAUUAGGAACUCCCACGGAACAAAUCUGGCCCCAUGUGUCGAGUUUACCUUUGUAUAAUUCUUUGAAAUUGUAUCCACCCCCUUCGAAACAGGAAUUGAGAAAUCGAUUUAGUGCAGCGACGGAAAAGGCACUUGAUUUGUUGAUUUGUAUGACACAAUUGGAUCCUUCGAGACGGUGUGAUUCGACUCAAGCUUUAUUGCAUGAUUAUUUUAUUGAGAGUCCUAGAGCUACUGAUCCGAAGAAUUUGCCAGGGAAAGGAGAUGAUAAGAAGAGGGCUGGAGAAGACGGAAUUGAUGGUGAUUCAAAACGAAGACAUAUGUAG